Molecule: messenger RNA, 3226 nt
Organism: Folsomia candida
Lineage: Eukaryota; Metazoa; Arthropoda; Collembola; Entomobryomorpha; Isotomidae
Product: protein argonaute-2
Exons: 14
Coding region: 412-3027 (871 amino acids)
Molecular function (GO): protein binding; RNA binding
Source: RefSeq, a predicted model, not a curated record
GCUGGGAGAGGGAGUGGUCGUGGAUCUGGGAGAGGUGGAGGAGGUAGUGGUGGUGGCGGAGAUAGUGCUCGCAGUGGCGCCUCGUCCAGUGGGGGAAGCAGCGGUCGCAGCGGUGGAACUAACAACGACAGUCGUGGUGCAGGCCGAGGGCGAGGAGGACGUGGCCGCAUCUCUUUCGAACCCCCCAACUGGACGACGGAGCCCAUCCCGACCUACACAAAGGCCGACCGCACUCUCGGUGGCGUUGACGAAUGGGCCAACUAUCCCUUCACCUGCAAGGAGAACGUCGUCCUGCAAACCUAGAAAGGUCCGGAAGCCUCCCUUUUCACAGAAAAAAUUCCCAUCUCCGUAAACCACUUCCCCCUCGAGAACUUUACCUUUCCGAAGAACAUUUACCACUAUGAAGUCACCAUGGAACGGGUUAAACGUGACGACGGCGGUUCUUCAAAAGCUCGUGGAAAAAAAGGUGGUGGUGGCAGUGGUGGCGGCGGUCCUUUACCACCUCGUCGCCUCCCCAAACCCAUCCCGCAACUCGUCCUGACCGUCCUGCUUAAACGUCUCCGAAAGAAUACGGGCCACUUCGGCAUCGUGUCCGACCUUUCGAACAAUAUCUAUUCGACGGAACCCCUUGAACAGUUUAACGUCGUGGGGGUUCACUCCGUCCGCAUGGCGGAGGUGGAUCAGACCAUUCUUCAAGAAGAUGACGACGGCGAGAUCAAAGUCACCAUUACGUCGACCGGACAGCAAAUUGAUACCCGCCAAAUGCAAUGGGAGCUCAACACGAAGGGAACAUGGCGCGGAUUUGAGUUGGAAACUAGCAUAAAAACGACCCUGGAACAGGUUAACAAUGCCAUCGUGAAGAGUCUUCCGACCUAUAAAUUCAUUCCGUUGGGGAGGUCGAAUUUGAUUCGGUGGCCAGAGAAUCAAGGCACGGGCGACCUGGGUGGCGGGGUGGUUUGCUGGAAAGGGAUAAGUGCCAAUGUAGCGAUGGGGUGGCAGCCUUAUCUGAGCGCCGACUUAUCCCACUGCGCCUUCCUGGCAGACACGAAGGUGAUGGACGCACUCAAAGAGAAGAUAAGGGACUUGCCGAAUGAUGUGACUCAGUGGAAACCGUGGCAGUUUCAAGAGGCAAAAUCCUUCUUGAAAAAUGUCAAGAUCAGGUACAAAGUGAAUGGGAAGACCAUUGGAGGACCGGUGACGGAGCUUUUGCCAAGAUCCGUGUCCCAAGAGACGUUCCACUGGGAGGAGAAGGGUUUCACCACCUCGGUCUACGACUACUUCACGAAACAUCAUGGGAUUAAACUGAAUAAAAACGGGCCUUGUUUGGAAUUACGGAAACGAUGCAAAGUUCCCGCCGAGUUGUGCAUUAUCAAGAAGGGACAGUCUUUUAGUCGCAAGUUGGACGACAAGCAAACCAGCAAUAUGCUGAACGUGGCCAAAAAAGCGCCUGCCGUCUUGAAGUGCGAAAUUGAGGAGGAGAUAAGCAAUUUGCCCACACAAGAUAAUAAGGAAAUCAUGUCCGCCUGGGGCAUGAAUAUUGGAAAUGAAAUGUUAUUCUUGAAAAACACGAGAGUAUUGGCUGCGCCACAGUUACGUUACGGGCCAGGGAAUGGGUCCAAUUCUGGCAAAGGUGACGCCAUCAUAACUCCGAAGGAGGGUCAGUGGGACCCUUGGAGCGGUGAGUAUGCGUUCCUCAACUCUAAAACGGUCAAUGUCUGGACUAUCGUCAAGGUUGGCGGGGCAGGCGACAAAUUCGCACCGAAUGAUGACGAUAUUUUGCAAUUUGCUCAACAAUUACGAAACAACGGGAAUCGCAAAGGCAUCUCUUUCAAGACCCGACCGAUCCGAGAUGACGGCAAGAUGGCCCAUCUGCGCCCUAACGAUGCUGCAGCCUCCAAUGUGACACAGCUUGUCGAAUUGUUUGAAAACUUGGCGACACAAAAUUGCGACCUUGUCGUGAGCAUCAUUCCGAGGAAGAAUUCACCCCUGUACUCGCACAUCAAGCAGGCCGCCGAGCUCCACGUGGGACUCUUGACGCAGUGUGUGGUGGGUCAAAACGUGACGAAAGGUCAGGACGCCACCGUGCAGAAUAUCCUGCUCAAGAUCAACAGCAAGUUGGGUGGUGUAAAUUAUGCCAUGCAAAUCCCACCGGAUAUCGAAGUUUUGAACCAGAUUGAUAUCAUGCGAUGUCCCAUGUUGAUCAUGGGCGCGGAUGUGACCCAUCCACCACCAGGGUCGAUGAAAAAGAUCCAAAUCGGCAAGGGUAAAACGGAAGACGUCGCAGUCCCGAGUUUCGUCGGUGUCACGGGGUCCAUUGACAUGACCGGAAUGCCGUUUAUGAUGGAUAUCCGCGCUCAGCGCAAGGCUGACCGCGGCGCGGCUGAAGUCAUCCAAGAUUUGGACAAGAUCGUGCUCGACAUGUUGAUAAUGUUUAGGCGCCAAACUAAGGGAAUUCGACCCAGGAAGAUAAUUUAUUACCGGGAUGGCGUCGGAGAGGGGCAGUUUCCCGAGGUUUUACACACCGAAAUGCUUGCCAUGCGGAAGGCUUGCAAUUCAUUGACCGAUUACGACGGGAGUCCCUACCAACCAAAAAUUACAUUCGUCACGGUUCAAAAGCGGCACAAGACUCGCUUCUUCUACCAUUCGCCGCGCGGCAUAGUUAAUCCGCCUCCGGGAACUGUCGUCGACAAAGAAAUCGUCCACCAGACGCAAACUGAUUUUUACUUAUGUUCUCACGCUGGGAUGAUGGGGACCAGUCGACCCACGCGGUACCACGUUUUAUGGGACGACUCAAAUUUCACUGCCGACGAGAUUCAACACCUCACGUAUUAUUUGUGUUAUAUGUACGUCCGAUGCAAUAAGAGCGUCCGCAUUCCUGCCCCCACUUAUUACGCUCACUGGGCCGCUGCUCGUGCUAAGGCCCUCACGGACGGGAUGGAAGAAUACUUUGGGAAUUUGCCGAAAUUGAAUGAACGCAUGCGUCGUCACGAGGAAAUUCUGAAGAACAAUCCAAUGCACUUCGUCUAACCCGAAAUAGAGCGUCAACCUAUAUAAUUACAAUUCUCUACCUCUCUAAAUUUUUUUAUGAAAUGUUACUAACCUUCUGUGGAGGUGAUUUAAUGUAUAUUCAUUAAUAAUAAUUGUAUCUGUUAUUAUUAGCAGUUAAGUAAUUAAAAAAUUAUAAUUAAUUACAAUUAUAAUAUAAAUGUUACAAAUAAUAUACAUA